Messenger RNA from Trichogramma pretiosum, 1270 nucleotides. RefSeq lists its product as uncharacterized. Gene Ontology annotation, molecular function: N-acetyltransferase activity. The coding region runs from base 499 to 1245 and encodes 248 amino acids. Lineage: Eukaryota; Metazoa; Arthropoda; Insecta; Hymenoptera; Trichogrammatidae. The transcript has 5 exons. The record is from RefSeq and is a predicted model, not a curated record.
CCUAUUUUGGAUUUUUGAAGAAAAAACAUUCUUUUUUUGAUCGGUCGCAUUGAAAACGAGUUUAUUCAAAAUUGCUCAAGUUCAUACAAUUUUUUCGCGAAAAUAUAAGGCAAAUUUCAAUAGUCGUGAUUCUAAGGAGACAAUAAAGCCAUCAUAAAAAUGAUUUAUUUCAAUUGCAUUUUCUGCAACUUCGACUAAAUAUUUAAAAUAAUUUAAUUUAUAGGCGAGAAAUAUAAAUCUAGUUAUUGAUUAAAAUGUUGAUCAUUAUGAGAGGAGUAUAUCUCAUUUAUUUUUCAUUGUUGCUUUUUCAGUUAUCACUUAUCGUUCGUUCGCAAGAUUAAUGUCAAUGUGCGUGCAGUUGUAGCUGCGAUCAUUUAUUAAACUGGUUACAAUACGUUCCUACCGAUUGUUUUUAGUAAAUUACUCUCACUGCAAGUACUAUCUUAAUUUACUCGUCAGAAAUCAUAGUGCAGUGAAGAUUUUAUUGGAUUGCUAAAUAUGGCACAUUGGAAGCGACCAGAAGGACCAUUAAACGUAUGGAGAAUCGUUGAUGGUUACGAGCGAAUGGAGGAUGGGUCAAAAAAACCAAUCAAAUUUUCUAUUCAAGAUAUUCCUGACGAUGAGUCCAGACGACAGGAAGUCUUGGAUCAUUUUUACGAUUACUUUUUAGAGGAUGAGCCAGUGAGCAAAUCCACAAAAAUCAAACAAGAUCCAGAUGGUGUAGCUGAUUUUCAAAGUGUUUGGAAUUAUGCCUUGGAUCAAAGAGUAGUUAUAGGUUGUUAUAAGUUAGACUCGGACGGAAAAAUUGAUAAAUUAGUUGGAGCCAAUAUUGUUUUCAUGGUGACAAAAGAUUCUUCCAAAGAUAUGAAAAAUUUUAAAUCUGAGAACUUCAAAAAAAUUUGGCGACUAUUCGAAGAUCUCGUGAGCAAUGCAGAUGUUUGCAAAAUCUAUAAUGUUGAUAAAUACAUUAGUUCGAUAAGUCUUAGUGUUUUACCAGAGUAUCGUGGACAAAAACUUGGACAAUAUAUUCUAGAAACGAGAGACGACUUGGGCAAAAAAUACGGUUUUCCUGCAACCUCUACGAUGUUUACAGCAGCAGCAUCACAACGUCAAGCAGAGCGCGCCGGAUUUGAGGAAAAAUUUUCUAAAAAUUAUGCAGAUAUUGUAGAUGAGAAUGGAAAGCCUCAAUUUCCUAACAUCACUUCUAAGUGUGUAAAAAUUAUGAUGAAACGUUUUGCUCAUUAAAAUAUUUUUAUGAAUUUAUUUCCAA